Molecule: messenger RNA, 1014 nt
Organism: Anneissia japonica
Lineage: Eukaryota; Metazoa; Echinodermata; Crinoidea; Comatulida; Comatulidae
Product: myosin heavy chain, clone 203-like
Exons: 2
Coding region: 1-1014 (337 amino acids)
Source: RefSeq, a predicted model, not a curated record
AUGCGCGAAGAUGCUGCUGCUGCAGUAGCUGCUGCGAAGGCGGCGACGACGACGUCGUUGUCCUCCGAUAUUCUGCGUGGCGCCGGAACAACCGAAUCAGGUUCCGUUUUCUUGCAGAAAUUAAAAGACGAAAUACACGAGGCGAAGAUGUCCGCGUUGAAAGAAUCGUCCGACGUUCGCAGCAUCGCGGAGGAAGAGGUCGAACGUCUCAAGACAGAACUCGCUUCAAAGACGGAUGCCCUGAAGGAAAGGGAUCUAGACGUGGUUCGCUUGGAAUCGGAUGUGAAAGCCGCGAGAAAGUCGAAGCAGCCGCCACAGGAAGAGAGCGGCGGUGAGCUGCAGCAAAAGCUGCAGGAAGCUGUCCGCAAACUGAAAGACCGAGAGAGAUCGCACGCCGACAUGGAAGAGGAGUUGGAAGAGAAAGUCGACAAAAUCAGCGUGCUGAAGAAAGAGUCGACGCUCGCCAAGACAGCGGUGUCCAUGUACGAAAAGCGGGUGGACGUCUUGGAAGAAAACCUGAAAACGGCUUGCAAGCGAUACGACGAGGAAGAGGAACGAAAGACGGUUAUGCGAUUGAAGAGUGCGAUCGAGGACCUGAAAAAGGACCAAACGCGUCAUUCGGAGGUUUUUCGAGAGAACAGGAACCUGAAGGAGGAGGUGGAAGCGAACGCAAGGAAGAUCGAAAGUAUCGACGACGAACUUCGCGCGUCAAAACGGACGCUCGGCGACAGAGACAGAGUGAUUUCGGACAAAGAUCGAGCGACGUCCAACCUGAAGAAGGAAAUCGCCACUCUCAGAGACGAACUUCGUGCCGAAAAGGACAAGGUGGCAAUAGCCGUGAUGAUGCGCAGCGACGACGACGCCCAAAGUCCAGUGACGCUCGAGAAAAUAAAAGACGAAUUGCGACUGGCGAACCGGGAAGCGGGUGGCUGCAAAAGACCUCCAACGAAGGUCGGCAACAGAGCUGGAAGAGACCGAGAAGCAGGUGGAGAGUCUGAAGGAACUGUUGGAUGA